Molecule: messenger RNA, 295 nt
Organism: Rotaria sp. Silwood1
Lineage: Eukaryota; Metazoa; Rotifera; Eurotatoria; Philodinida; Philodinidae
Source: the annotation of a GenBank genome assembly
CGUGGCUGGUGGUCAAGGACAAGGAAAUGAUCUUACACAAUUGUCAUCUCCUCGAGGAGUCGUUGUCGAUCAAUUGGGCACUGUCUAUGUGGCUGAUUGGAGGAAUGAUAGAAUCAUGCGUUGGCCUAAAGGAGCCACACAAGGAAGUGUCAUUGUUGGUGGAAACGGUAGUGGAGAACAAUCGAAUCAACUCAAUUGGCCCGUCGGUUUGUCAUUCGAUCGACACGGUAAUCUCUAUGUCGUCGAUUGGAGAAAUCAUCGAGUACAAAAAUUCGAUAUGGAUUCAAAUGCAUAG